Messenger RNA from Daucus carota subsp. sativus, 1037 nucleotides. RefSeq names its product DCC family protein At1g52590, chloroplastic. Bases 179 to 712 code for a protein of 177 amino acids. Lineage: Eukaryota; Viridiplantae; Streptophyta; Magnoliopsida; Apiales; Apiaceae. The transcript has 5 exons. The record is from RefSeq and is a predicted model, not a curated record. Gene Ontology annotation, molecular function: protein-disulfide reductase activity.
ACGCACAAUUUAUAAUUACCAAGUAUAAAUGAGUGAAUUAGCCUUCUCUGUGUUGCAUUGAGCAUGUCAUUACAAAAUUAUGUAUUUCAUUUUGGACUUCAAUCUUCAAAUUUAAUGUUCUAAAACAAAGGUAAGUUUUUUAGGCUGGACUGGACUGACUUUCUAAAACUAAAAAGCAAUGGCAAUCGUACUACCCGCCGGCUGGGCACGAGUCCGGGCAUCAUCGCCGCCACAUACCGGUGGUCUCCGCCGAAUCACCACCACUGCAACUCUCUCAUCACGACCUCCUCGCGGCGCCAUAAAUGUGGAGACUAUCAAGGAAACUUCAAGCUUCUUUCAACAAGAUUCCAGGCCUAUCAUGCUUUUUGACGGUGUAUGUAACUUAUGUAAUGGAGGAGUCAAGUUUGUCCGGGAUAACGAUCGACAAAGGAAAAUAAGGUUUGAGGCUCUACAGAGUGAAGCAGGAAAGAAACUGUUACAGAGAUCCGGAAGAUCUCCUGAUGAUAUUUCAAGUGUUGUCCUUGUCGAAGAAAAUAGGGCAUACAUAAAAUCGGAAGCAGUAUUGAAGAUUAUGGAAUAUAUAGAUUUGCCCUUUCCUCAGUUAGCUUUUUUCUUACAAUUUGUGCCCCUGUUUGUGCGGGAUUUUGUAUAUGAAAACAUCGCAGACAACCGUUAUGCAUUUUUUGGACGCUCAGAUUCAUGUGAAAUAUAAAAAAAAACCUAGUACAUGUGGGCACCAAUACUUAUAAACUGUCAGUCAAGGCGGUGAACUAAGAGAUGCUGAUACUCUCCAGUGUAAAUAUAUUAUAUAAUUUUUUAGAGAUGCAAGCCUUGGUACAUUUCUUUGGAAGCUUAUAUGUAAAUAGGUAGCAGAAUAUUACCUAUACUGCUACAGCCAGAGUUUAAAAAGCCUGGCAUGUUAAUUUACUUGAUAUUAUGUAGGUUGACAUGAUCCGGUAUGUAAUGUUUUGGUUACAGUUCAUGUAACAUGAAUCCAUAAUUAUAUGUUAACUGGAUGUUAGGCGGGUGUAUCAACA